Molecule: messenger RNA, 4828 nt
Organism: Xiphophorus couchianus (Monterrey platyfish)
Lineage: Eukaryota; Metazoa; Chordata; Actinopteri; Cyprinodontiformes; Poeciliidae
Product: sodium- and chloride-dependent GABA transporter 2-like
Exons: 15
Coding region: 335-2221 (628 amino acids)
Biological process (GO): sodium ion transmembrane transport; nitrogen compound transport; amino acid transport
Cellular component (GO): plasma membrane; cell projection
Molecular function (GO): gamma-aminobutyric acid:sodium:chloride symporter activity
Source: RefSeq, a predicted model, not a curated record
UAAUAAACAGAGUCCCAAAUAUUAUAGAAAAAAUUGCUUUUCUUCAAGUUUGGAUUAAAAUAUGGGUAAAAUGCAUAAAUAAAAGAUUUUAUAAACAAAAAUCAGCAUUCUUAGGCACAUGCUUGAAACAUUUCCGUUUACAAAAGCAACAUUUAUUCUUUGCGAUGAAUGAGAGAUGGACAAAUUUAGGCAUUUGAUGUCCUGCAGACGUCUGAUAAAGGACACACACCCACAGGAGUUGUCCUUGGGACUCACACAGCUCAGAUAAGAACAGCAGCCGAACCAACAGUCAGAAUUCCUCCCAGCCUUUACUUUCUCUUGCUCAGCCGCGACAAUGGGUGUGUGUGUGUCCCUGCCAGAACCGGUGAUGGCCGACCAGCCUCUCUCGCAGCCGGCCGACCAGCCGCUGACAAAGUUCCCCCACUCCAGCCUCCCCAGGAGGAAAGAAGCCCUGGGAGACGGCCUGCAGGCCCGGGGCCAGUGGGCCAGCAAGGCCGAGUUCCUCCUGGCGGUGGCCGGGCAAAUCAUCGGACUGGGCAACGUCUGGAGGUUUCCCUACCUCUGCUAUAAAAACGGAGGAGGUGUGUUUUUUGUCCCCUACCUGCUGUUCCUGGUGCUGUGUGGCGUCCCCCUGUUCCUCCUGGAGACCUCUCUGGGGCAGUUCACCAGCUUGGGAGGGGUCAGCGCCUGGAGGACCAUUUGCCCAUUAUUUGGAGGUCUCGGCUACGCUAGCCAGGUGAUGAUUCUGCACGGCUGUGUCUACUACGUCGUCAUCCUGGCCUGGGCCCUCUUCUACCUGUUCUACAGCUUCCAGGCCGAGCUGCCGUGGUCGCACUGCAACAACACGUGGAACACGGAAGCAUGCUUCUUGUUCGAUGAAUACAAUCAGACUGUAAACGUCAGCAGCUUGCCUGUGAAUGCCACCUCCCCGGUCAUGGAGUUCUGGGAACGGGAAGUGCUUCGCCUGUCAGGAACUUUAGAUGAGCUGGGUCCGGUCAGCUGGAAGCUGGCUCUGUGUCUGGCCGUCGUCUGGCUCGUCUGCUACUUUUGUGUCUGGAAGGGCGUGAAGUCCACUGGAAAGGUGGUGUACCUGACGGCCACCUUCCCAUACAUCAUGCUGCUUGUGCUGCUGGUGCGCGGUGCCACUCUGCCUGGAGCGACACAGGGCAUCAUUUACUACCUCAAACCCAACAUCACCCGCCUGGCUGACCCUCAGGUAUGGAUGGAUGCUGGUACUCAGAUAUUUUUCUCUUAUGGAAUCUGCUUGGGAAGUCUCACAGCCUUGGGCAGUUACAACAAAUACAACAAUGACUGCUAUAAGGACUCCUUCAUGCUGUGCCUCCUGAACAGCGGCACCAGCUUCCUGGCCGGUUUCGCCAUCUUCUCGGUUCUGGGCUUCAUGGCUGAAGAACAAGGCGUUGACAUAGGCGCCGUGGCUCAGUCAGGACCGGGUCUUGCCUUCAUCGCCUACCCGAGAGCCGUGGCCAUGAUGCCCGUUCCUCAGCUCUGGGCCGUCUGCUUCUUCCUCAUGAUCAUCAUGCUGGGUCUCGACACGCAGUUCGUGAGCCUGGAGGCUCUCAUGACUUCGGUGACGGACCUGUAUCCCCACGUGAUCCGGCGCGGAUACCGCAGAGAGCUGCUGCUGCUGCUGGUGUGCAUUGUUUGCUUCCUCAUUGGGCUGGUCAUGGUCACGCCGGGUGGUCUCUAUGUGUUCCAGAUCUAUGACCACUUCUCCUGCAGUGGAGCCAGCUUGCUGCUUCUCUCCAUCUUCCAGUCUCUGGCUGUUGGCUGGAUCUACGGAGCCGAGCGUUUCAGCGGCAACAUCAGAGAUAUGACGGGCUACAACCCCCUGCCUUUCUUCAAGCUGUGCUGGAAGUACCUGACUCCUGCCGUGUGCACUGCUACCUUUAUUUUCUCCCUGGUGCGUUGGUCUCCGCUGAGCCUGGGGAAAGGACUGGUGGCUCCGGUCUGGGCCACCACGCUCGGCUGGAUCCUGACCCUCUCCUCGGUUUCCCUGCUCCCCAUCUGGGCUGUGUACGCGCUGGUCACCACUCCAGGAACCCUGCCACAGCGCUUCCAUCGGCUUUGCACCCCUGCUGAGAAGUCGUCUAUGGCCUUCCAACACCUCUUCACCAACGGCUCGCCGCUGACCUACAGCCCUGUGGCGCCUCUCAACGGGAAGCAGCAAAUGAUAGAGCUCCUCCCAGAAAAGAAGACAUGACAAUAACGAACGCUUUGUGGCACUGUAUGCUGCUCAGCCAAUCAGGUGUGCCGAACAGAACAGCUGAUCACAACAGAAGACUUUAUUUCAAAGAAUGUUUAAGGAGAAAUGUUAGAAUUUACCAAAAAGUCAACAGUUUGAGGCAACAGUUUGGAAGAAUUAUCAGAGCAUCCGACCCUAAACUGGGGUAAAACUUGAUUGGCCGUUCAGAUCAGCCACGGUUCCUGUUCCUGCCCACCCGAGUUGGUCAUUUCCAUACAAAAACAGCACACACUCCUGAAUCUUAACCGUUUUUGCCUCCAUACUUGCUAUCAUAGCUUUUCAUCUAAUUUUACAGUUUAGUUGCUGUACUUGAGGACCAUGUAACAACAACAACAACCCCUAGAGACGUUCCCUUUGUUUGGCAGCAGCACGCAGUCCUCAGCUACACUAUACUCUCUAUGAGAGACUCAGAGAGUGUUAACAUGUCUGCCGAAAUGACUCCAUGAGUCAGACAUGUGAUGUCAGAUGAUUUAUCUGGAGAUUUCUUGAAUUUCUCAUCCAAACCAAGUGGGGUUAAUACUUGAGUUGCGUCCACUAAAUGCCACUUUUGCUGCCAAGCUCUGAAGCUUGCUGUGAACACCUUAACGACAGCAGAUCUGACUGAAACAUGCACUAGUUUGCGGUAGUUUUGCGUUUCUUUAGAAACGGCAUAGAUGAUCAUUUAGUGGGUUUCUCCAGAGUAAAAACUUCAGUACAUUUGUUUCAACUGUUAUAAGCAAUAAUAAACAGAAUAUAAGCUGGGAAACGUAGUCAUAUUGAUUAAAAAUGAAACAAGGGUUGCUGAAAUGCUUCCCUGCUUAUUUGUAAGAUUAAAGUUAACAAUUAGUCAAACAGGUCAGCGCUUCAAAUUGAAAAGCGGCUGAAAGGAUAUAUCAUAAUAGAGUAUACCUUCUUUGAAGGUCUCUGCAAACCUCGUUUAAAUUAUUUUUUUUUAAACAACUGCUGCUUCAAAGAACAAAAAAAAAAAGAACUAUACAAUAUUUUUUAAUGUCUGCACCAAAUGUUUAAGUUUUUUUGUUGUCAUGAUUGUUUUUUUAAGAUGUUUGCCUGUAUUGUUCGGUGUUUCAGUGAUGUCAGGUAAAUAAGGAGGCAAUUGUAAUGAUGAAGGGGGCAAAGGGAAGGAGUAAAGUUACAGCUUGAACAUGCCUAGAAUUAUUUGCAUUAAAUUUACAGGAGUGAAGUUUGCACAGUUUACAAUCCUCAAGAUUAAAUUUUAAAAUGUUUAUUUUUUUUAAAAUGGUAUAUUCUCUAGAGCUCUAGAGCUAAUGUCCGUGGAGAUUUGGUUCUUUGUUUGUUUUCACAGUUUUAUGGUUUUUACAAAAUUUUCAAUCAAAAUAAAAACAAAAAUGCUGCAUAGUACAUGAUGCAAAAAUCAUGUACUAUGAUUAGAUUAGUUUAGAUUAGCUUGGGAUUAGCUAAUCCCAAGCAGUUUGAUAGUUUUUAUGCUUUGCAGAAGUAAAUAAUGUUUUCCUGUUAAAUUAUAUUGCAUUUCAGUUUCUCCUAAAAAUUCACACUUAAAUCCUAUAAAUUCUGAAAACAUACUGUUGUGGGGUUUUUUUUAAGAAAAGCUCUUUCAAGCCUUCAAAGUCAACAUCAGCAUAAGAAUAUUUUUUUAUCAAUAGCAGUGUCUCUCAACAGUGUGACAAAAAAAUGAAACCAUUAGAAAUCAUUGUAAAACUAUGCACCCAAGUGUGCAUAGUUAAUAAGUGUGCACACUUAUGCAUAUAUAUCUGUCGGAUAUAUAUUUGGACUCUGGUUAGAUUAUUCCAAACCGUAUGGUGUUUUUCUCUGGUGAUGUGCUUAAAACUUUGUUUGGUGUAAUUUUGACCCUUUGCAAUAUUUCUGGAAACAUUGACUUUAGCUAAUGUCAGAAACAUCUUUUCUACAACUAAUAAUCUUUGGUUAACUCUAGAACACAAAAGCUGCUUCAAGAAGGUGCAAAUUUAUCCAUCAGCUUUUUAUUUUUUAUAUUUUUCCCUUCAUUAGAUUUGCCUCCCUUUAACUGCUCAGGAUGUACAGUAUAACAGGAUAUAAAUUGCAAAUGUUUGAAAUACACAGCAAUUCAGCAGGGUUGUGUACACGUUUGAGAGACGCUGUAUGUGACAGAAUGAGAAUGUAAACAUGAAGAAUUACUGAAACUAUUUCAUAUUUCUGUUCUGUACUUUAAUGUCUGCCCUGAUAAACAGCAAGUUUUUUUUUAGUUGUUGUUGUUGAUGUUAUUUCUCAUGUAAACGUGUGUAAGUUUACACAGUCAGACAUGCUUUAAUAAUUCACUAUGGGUCUCGAUUUCAGCUUCCUGUUCUGUAAGUCCGGGACAAAAUGUACUGUACACUAGGAUCGCUUGUUUAUAUCUCUGAAAUCAAGUGGAAAAGAAACAUUUCAUGACCGGGAGUGAUGUUUUAAACAUGUAAGAGGACCUGUAAGCAAACUUAGAAGGAGCUGUCUUUCUAACCGAAUUUUUAUGUGCUUUAAGCCUUUGCAUUGACUCAUCAACUUGUUAGCAUCUGUGUUUACAGCUGUGCCUCUUUUGUUCUCUUCUGAAUCAAUAUAUAUACUGAUUGUGGA